AUGUGCACCAUCGGCCCAGAGGCAAGUAUCCUCAAGAACUCCAACUCAUUCCAAGGCGCCUCCGCUCCGAUGACAGCCACCUCCCCACCUUCCGUCCCAACCAUCUCCGAACCAGAAGAGACCAAGGAAAUCACUCUCCAAAACACCCUGCAAAAUGCAGGCCGUCGGAGAUCCUCCUCAACAACCCGCCCAGGCUCCAACUCCCGCCGCCAGUCGACCGUCAGCGCCCACGACGAGAACGAGCCCCGCCUAAAGUGGGACGAGGCAAAUCUCUACCUCACCGAGCAAGAAAAGACAGCCAAGAUGAAGAUCGACGAGCCUAAAACUCCCUACGCUCCUCAUUACGACCCCAGCGCAGACGAUGAGCAGAUCCGCCUAGACGAAGCCCAAGAAAGCCUGAUCGACGCGCAGGAUAUUGUCGUCGAUGAGCUCGAGUCGGCCAAACCCUCUCACCGCAAGGCCUUUUCCGAGGACGAAAUUCCCGACCUGGAACUCGGCGAGCCUGAGGAUAACAUGCAGGGCGUUUCGUCUGAUCCUCGUGUCUUCCGCGAUCGCAGUAUGAGCACGGACUCGCAUAAGAGCGAGAAACACGUUCAUGUGGGCGUUGAAGGUGCGAAUGGUGCCGACGCACCCGCCGAUGAUCCGCUCUUGUCGACUGAGGAAGCUCGCGCAAAGCAUGCGCAUUUCGAGCAGCAGCGCAAGAGACAUUACGAGAUGAGGAAUAUUAAGGAACUGCUUGCACACCCUGAAGACCUGGACGAGGAAAUGGAAGGUGACGAUGCAUCUGAGCAAGGUCCCCCUCCGCCUAUGCCCGCUGUGCCUGGGCGUUUCCGCAGUAGUGAGCAAUAG
Messenger RNA from Penicillium olsonii, 849 nucleotides. NCBI's taxonomy places the organism in Eukaryota, Fungi, Ascomycota, Eurotiomycetes, Eurotiales, Aspergillaceae. The record is from the annotation of a GenBank genome assembly.